GGAAAACUUCUUGCAAGCGCCUGGCCCUCUUCGUAUUCGCACAGAUUUGCUCGAACUGUAACAUUAACUAUAUCCGUUGCAUCUCUGCGGCCGGAUGAAUUCUUGCACAUGCCUUUCAAGCGACCACUGAGCUCGCAUACUAGUGAUGAUGAAUCUAUAUCUUCUCACGACGGACCUUCUUCCAAACGACACAUUUUGCCAUGCAAUAUCAAGGAGGAGAAACUCCUUCUGGUGUACAUCUUACAGGCCAAAAUCCAUCCGGAAACAAUGUCUGAGCUCGCUGCGCUAGUCGAGAACUAUAAAUCUGAGCGUGUUAACAAGAGUCACCAAGAGCCAAGCGUUGUCAGUAAACUCAACAUUGAACUCACUAGCCAUGCUGAAAAGGCGGAUGUCAUUGUCACGGGAACCAACAUGAGGCGACGCCUGGAAAGGCACAUUGAUUGGAGCAUUGCGAAAACGAAGGCCAUUGUAACACCGUUAUGGCUUCGCGAUUCCGUGACGUCCGAUCGGCCCCUUCCGUGUGGUAGUUACGUUGCGAUCCAUGACAUAGAGGACGAAACCUCGCGAAAUUAUGACAUAGUCCAAGACACCUCAUCCAGCAGUCCGUUUCGCUUUUCCUCUGGGCCAGAGAAAGAAACCUCGUGGCAGACAGAACCAGAUGAACCCAUAGAUGCUACCGAAGUGAAGUCAUUGUCGCACAAUGCGAAAUACAGUUGCCUGCGAUCAUCGCCACUUGUCUGCCCCAAUCAAACUCUGGUAAACGAAAUUGAUAUCAUUCGACGUGGUAGGAACGUUGAAGGAGAGGAAAGAAGUAUGCUUAGCUACUCGAGGGCUAUUUCUGUUAUCAAAGCUUACCCGCAUGUCAUAACGGAACGCAAUUUCCAAGAUCUUCGUGAGCUACCGUUUUUGGGAGAGAAGCUCCUCUCAAUGAUCGAGGAGUUUCUAAAGACGGACCGAAUAACCGAUGCGCAGAAAAUAUUGGCCGAUCCGCGGUUUCAAUCACUCUCUGCUUUCAUCACGAUACACGGCAUCGGACCCCACAGUGCUCGGCGUCUUUACGACCUUGGUCUUCGCACGCUCGAGGAGCUUGAACGAUAUUAUGAAGUUAGACCAGGCGUGUCUGACGAGGAGACUAUGUCACUACUUGAUACCGAAGUAAGCGCAAACACAGAGGAUGCAGUGGAAAAGUCGAUUAAGAUCGGGCUGGCUCUGCGACAUGACUUGAGCCAGACCAUUCCACGCGAUGAAGUGGAAGAAAUAAAUCGGACCAUCAUGCGAGAACUCGGCCAUGUCCAGAAAGGAUGCAAAAGUGUGAUUGCUGGAGGUUACCGCCGAGGAAAGCCGCAAAGCAAUGAUGUUGACAUAGUCAUUACCCAUGCAGACUGGCACAUAGGGUCACAGAAAGUAAAGGGUCUAUGUAGAAAACUUGUGCAACGACUGUAUGAACAAGGCUUCGUCACACAUGUCAUGCAUCUUUCAGGAUUCCAUAAACACAAAGCGCUCCGCACUCAUCACUGGGACUCAUUGGAGAAGGCCCUAACUGUGUUUGUAUGGCCCCACAAUUUAUCGCGGCGGAGAGUUUAUCGACGUGUCGAUCUGAUUUUUGCUGCACCGGAAGUAUUUUGGACUGCUGUUGUAGGGUGGACUGGGUCGACAAUGUUCCAGAGAGACCUACGGUUAUGGGCGAAGCAGAAAAAGGGAAUGAAAUUCGACAGCUCUGGAAUAUCACGACGCCACGAUUCAAAAUUGUACCAUCCCAGCACGGAACGUGAUGUAUUCAAAGCGCUUGGAUUGGUUUAUGUUCACCCAACAUUGAGGAAUGCUGACGCAUAAACUGACUAGCCGCGUCUUCAAAUUUCCCUAUUUUAUAUUCUACAAUGCUUCGUGCGUUGGGGUUAUGUUCCGACGCCGUUCUCUGCAUGCUUUGUGGUUGCUUCCGCAGUCAUACAAUAUACGCAAAUUCCGC
Messenger RNA from Suillus clintonianus, 1966 nucleotides. RefSeq lists its product as uncharacterized. Lineage: Eukaryota; Fungi; Basidiomycota; Agaricomycetes; Boletales; Suillaceae. The coding region runs from base 109 to 1833 and encodes 574 amino acids. Gene Ontology annotation, molecular function: DNA binding; DNA-directed DNA polymerase activity. Gene Ontology annotation, biological process: double-strand break repair via nonhomologous end joining. Gene Ontology annotation, cellular component: nucleus. The transcript is spliced from 13 exons. The record is from RefSeq and is a predicted model, not a curated record.